GUCUAGAGUUUUUGUCCGCGGAGCUUUUUUCUCUCAUCAGAGAAAAAAAAAGUUAUCCUGUCAAUCACGACUUGAAUAGCACACCUCACCGCUAUCAAAAUGCGUCAAUUAACAGAGGAAGAGUUGAAGACCAUGCUGGGCAAGCUGGCCAUCUACACCGGUCGCUCAUUGAACAACCUCAUCACCUCCGAAGACGAGGGCGAUCGAUACGUUUUCCGACUGCACGGCAACCGCGUCUAUUAUAUGAGACUGUCGCUGGCCAACCUGGCGACGUCGAUUCCUCGCGCGAACCUCUUGACCGUCGGAACCUGCAUGGGCAAAUUCACCAAGACGGGCAAAUUCCGCGUCCACCUCACGGCCCUCGAUAUCAUUGCGCCGCACGCCCGCUACAAGGUCUGGAUCCGCGACAACGGCCAGAUGCCCUUCCUGUACGGCUCGAGUGUGCUCGGUGCGCACGUUGGACGAUGGAGCGAGGAUAUUCCGGAGCAUCAGGGUGUGGUGGUCUACAACAUGGACGAUACUCCUUUGGGCUUUGGAGUCACCGCGCGAUCCACGGCAGAGUUGAAGAAACUGGCCCCUACAUCGAUUGCUGUGCAUCGGCAAUCUGACCUGGGCGAGUAUCUCAGAGAGGAAGAUACCCUGUUCACGACAUAGGAGGAAUGAGGUGGAUUGGCAAGACAGAGCAUGGGGUUCGGAGGCUAGAUACCUGGGGAUUCUGUCGGAGUUUUGGAGUCGUCUAUCUGUUCAGCUAAAAGUGUCUCUUGUCUGGAUUUGAAAUUGAGUCUCUAGAUUAAGGAUUCCUAUUAGAUAUGGAACCAUCAAUAUUUGUUUGAAUGCCUGGAUACUAUAUCUCACCUGUGCUUCCAGCUUACUUCCGGUGGAUUGCUGUUUAUCAGGAUACUGGAGGAAAGAUUCCGGAUAUACCAUGAGGCACGUGACACUGCCAGACCCCCAAUCAAUCCAGCAUACAUAAUGGUGCAGCAUGUGCAUGGCUGGUAGCAAUGAAUUAAAUAGAACCCUCUUCUUAAUUGUGUGAUAUUCCUGUAAAACAGCCACGGCACCUACCAGUCUAUACACGACGGCAUAACCGCCCAACACUAAACGGCAACUGCGGGGCACGUGCAGGGACGAUCAGUCAG
Messenger RNA from Aspergillus melleus, 1139 nucleotides. It is a transcript of the gene NIP7, whose product is annotated as ribosome biosynthesis protein NIP7. The record is from RefSeq and is a predicted model, not a curated record. NCBI's taxonomy places the organism in Eukaryota, Fungi, Ascomycota, Eurotiomycetes, Eurotiales, Aspergillaceae. The transcript is spliced from 3 exons. Gene Ontology annotation, cellular component: preribosome, large subunit precursor; nucleolus; nucleus. Gene Ontology annotation, molecular function: RNA binding. Bases 100 to 654 code for a protein of 184 amino acids. Gene Ontology annotation, biological process: ribosomal large subunit biogenesis; ribosome assembly.